Messenger RNA from Triplophysa rosa, 2505 nucleotides. RefSeq lists its product as uncharacterized. The coding region runs from base 391 to 1947 and encodes 518 amino acids. Lineage: Eukaryota; Metazoa; Chordata; Actinopteri; Cypriniformes; Nemacheilidae. The transcript has 7 exons. The record is from RefSeq and is a predicted model, not a curated record.
CAUAAUUAAAAUCGGUUACAUAGUUGAUAGAACUUACAACUAUUGGGUUGUAUGAACAAUUAACUUAGUUUUAUUUUUGUCUAGCUCAAAAUUUCUGAUUAAGCACUGCUACUUCAAUUGAUGUUUUUAAGUGUACUGACCGACGUUCGCUGACGUCAUAUACGUCCUGACGUACGGCUUCUUUCUAACCGACGCUACCAGAAAAUCUUUCCAAUAUGGCUGACAGAGCGACGUGAGUCACACGGAGAAACUUGCUGGCUGAAGUGGAAGUGGAGCCUUCUCAAGAUUAAGAAAAAGUAAAUGUGAACUUGGGUUGAAGGAAAAGUGCUGUUGACGCCCAAACGUUUUGUACUGCUGCACUAACAGUGUAUGUUAGGAUAAAGAAAACAGAUGAUGGCAGCACCCCAGAAAUUUAUGCUUCGUGUUUACAUUUCCACUGAUAUUGCUGUUAAAGUAACUCUGACGGGGCGACCGGAAUCAGUGGAUGACCUAAUCGCCAUACUGCGAGAGAAAGUCAAGCCAAGACUGGAUUUUGAAUUUACCCUCCAGUAUGAGGAUCAAGAUUUUGAUGCACAGCUGAGCUGUCUUGUUGACAUUCAAGAGUUACCAGAGAAGGGAACACUCAAGGUUGUUAGAUCAGAAUCUGAAACCAGCUCACUUGCAAGUUCUGAUACAGAAACUCUUCCCCAUGUGCCUGUAAGCCAGCGUCAGAAGACCUGGCCGGACAUUUUCCCUGUGCCUACUUUUUCUUAUGAAGUGGAGCAUGUGCUAGAACAGGGUAACAUUGCCUAUGAAAGAUCUGGAAAGACAAUGAAAUUAUCAAGGGCGCAAAAGCACAACAUCCUGGAGAGCAUGGCUGCAGUGAUCCACAGCUUCAAACCUUACCCAAGUGACAGAGAUGUGGGUAUGGCAGCAGAAGCUCUCGUCACAGCUCAUCCAUGUCUUAAGGAGCCUGGAAGUGUAAGUGGAUGGUACGGAUGGAAGAUGUGCCUUAAGUUUAAAAUGGGUAAUUACCGUACCAAGCUAGCCAGAUCUGGAUGUCUCGAGGUGUCUGUCAACACGGGCAAAAGGAGCAAGAAUAAUCCAGACAAAGAUCAUCCCCACUCCAACAUAAAAAGAGCCAGACGGGCUGAAGUAAACUUCCUCCCAAACUUUCCCAGGGGACAAAACCAGGCCAGUUUGGAAGAAAUGAGAGUAGAGAUUCUACGUGAAGUUGAGAAGAGUGAGAAAAACCUAUUGAUCAUAGAGAAUCUUAUGCAGACAACAUUCGCCCUUCGUCGCCAGGAGAUUGUACAGGAAAACCCAAUGGUGAAGGACUUCUUGGUGAGAUGGCCAGCGCUUCGGAUUGAAUCGCAGGUUUGUGCAGAGUACCAUCGAAUCACAAACACCAAUCUUUUGAACCAGUUCUAUGCCGAACUUGACAGGCACAUACCACAACUGUUUGGUCUGUACAGACAAAAGGCAUCACGUACUGGCAAGACCUCGGAGGCGCUGCGUGACAUCUUGAAGAUUUAUGAUCAUCAGGAUUUACAUGAUGUCAACAUAAAACGCACUUUAGCACUUCGUGCCCUAGCAGUAUACCUGCGUGAGGAUGACCCACAGUUCUUUAAGACUUGGAAUGUAGAAGAGUCGGGUGAGCCAGACAUCGCUGACACCCCUGUUGGUCUGGUGAUGAUGGUCACUGAGAACACUACUGGUCCAAUCUGUUUCAACUCUGCUAGCACUGCUAUUGUGGUGGAAGAUGAUUUUGUGAUGAGCGACAUCCCCAGGUUUUCUGAUGCAUUUGUAUUGUUGUUUGGGUUAAUCUAUGCAUUGCAUUUGAAUUACCCAAACAAGCUCAUUUAUACCUUUACAUUCAUCCAGAAAAUACUGAUGGGUCUUGAUGACGGUAAACCACUGAAGCCCUGCUUACUCAAUCUCAAAAAUGACCUAUUACAAAAAGAGUAGGCACAUUUUCAGAUUGUGUACAAGUGUUGUUUAAAGCAUUUGUAUGUUACAUUUGUGCCACCAAAUGUAGCUUAGUUGCACUUUAACUACAACACAAACUUAAUCAAGUUUUGUUUGUUCAUCACAAGUUUUUUUUAUGUUGUUGAACAUUUUAAUGUUUACAUUUGGUAGGUUCUGUCUUGGCUAACAAAUCUGCCUGCGUUGUACUUAAAGUACAACAAAAACUUGGUGAUUGUUUUACAAGUGUGUUUUGUUGAACAUGCAGUUUCAAACGUUUUAAUGUUUACAUUUUGUAGGUUGUCUUAGCCAUAAAAAUGUACCUGUUGCACUUGUAAUGCAGCAAAAACUAUGUCCCAAACAUGAUGUGAAAUUAUGUAUUUUGUUUUGCCUUUUAUUUAUUUGUCUCUUUAUUUCCUGUAUAUUUUUUCAUUAUAUCUAAUUUCUUUCUUGAAAAGAAACAUGUUUUGUUUUGUUUAUUGAUUUUGUUUGCUUGAUGGCCAUUUUAGUCAAAGGGUUUUAAAAAGUUAUUGCUGUUAACUGUUAAAAAGUUAAUAACCG